Molecule: messenger RNA, 2133 nt
Organism: Propithecus coquereli (Coquerel's sifaka)
Lineage: Eukaryota; Metazoa; Chordata; Mammalia; Primates; Indriidae
Gene: DPP10
Product: dipeptidyl-peptidase 10 (non-functional)
Exons: 22
Coding region: 1-2133 (710 amino acids)
Biological process (GO): proteolysis
Molecular function (GO): serine-type peptidase activity; dipeptidyl-peptidase activity
Source: RefSeq, a predicted model, not a curated record
AUGGGCCACCAGAGACCACCUAGCAGCUCAGCCAAGAAAGCGACCUCUCUCCCUUUUCCGCCUUUUCAAAGGCAGAACUUCAGCUGCCGGCUGGGGAAGACUGUCUGCAGGGUUGAGAGUGAAAGCGGCUUCUCUCCUUACUCUCCUCCUCGGAGGGUGGGGACAGCUCUGCCAGAUGAACUCACAAAUUCAUCAGAAACCAGAUUGUCUUUAGAAGACCUGUUUAGGAAAGAAUUUGUGCUUCAUGAUCCAGAAGCUCGAUGGAUCAAUGAUACAGAAGUGGUGUAUAAAAGCGAGAAUGGACAUGUCAUUAAACUGAAUAUAGAAACAAAUGCUACCACAUUAUUAUUGGAAAACACAACUUUUGUAACCUUCAAAGCAUCAAGACAUUCAGUUUCACCGGAUUUAAAAUAUGUUCUUCUGGCAUAUGAUGUCAAACAGAUUUUUCAUUAUUCGUAUACUGCCUCAUAUGUGAUUUACAAUAUACAUACUAGGGAAGUUUGGGAGUUAAAUCCUCCAGAAGUAGAGGACUCCGUCUUGCAGUACGCAGCCUGGGGUGUCCAAGGGCAGCAGCUGAUUUAUAUUUUUGAAAAUAAUAUCUACUAUCAACCUGAUAUAAAGAGCAGUUCAUUGCGACUGACAUCUUCUGGAAAAGAAGGAGUAAUUUUUAAUGGGAUUGCUGACUGGUUAUACGAAGAGGAACUUCUGCGUUCUCACAUCGCCCACUGGUGGUCACCAGAUGGAGAAAGGCUUGCCUUCCUGAUGAUAAAUAACUCAUUGGUACCAACCAUGGUUAUCCCUCGGUUUACUGGGGAGCUGUAUCCCAAAGGAAAGCAGUAUCCUUAUCCUAAGGCAGGUCAAGUGAACCCAACAAUAAAAUUAUAUGUUGUAAACCUGUAUGGACCAACUCAUACUUUGGAACUCAUGCCACCUGACAGCUUUAAAUCAAGAGAAUACUAUAUCACUAUGGUUAAAUGGGUGAGCAAUACCAAGACAGUGGUGAGAUGGUUAAAUCGACCUCAGAACAUCUCCAUCCUCACAGUCUGUGAGACCACUACUGGUGCUUGUAGUAGAAAAUAUGAAAUGACGUCUGAUACGUGGCUCUCUAAACAGAACGAGGAGCCUGUAUUUUCUAGAGAUGGAAGCAAAUUCUUCAUGACAGUUCCUGUUAAGCAAGGGGGCCGUGGAGAAUUUCACCACAUAGCUAUGUUCCUCAUCCAGAGUAAAAGUGAGCAAAUUACUGUGCGGCAUCUGACAUCAGGAAACUGGGAAGUGAUAAAGAUCUUGGCAUACGAUGAAACUACCCAAAAAAUUGCUUCUACUGAAGGCUUAUUGAAUCGCCAAUGCAUUUCAUGUAAUUUUAUGAAAGAACAAUGUACAUAUUUUGAUGCCAGUUUUAGUCCCAUGAAUCAACAUUUCUUAUUAAUUUGUGAAGCUAAGUGGGAUGAAGAACCAGGAGGCCAGUUGGUUAAUGAUAAAUUCCAUAUUGACUGGGAUUCCGUACUUGUCGACACAGAUAAUGUCAUUGUAGCAAGAUUCGAUGGCAGAGGAAGUGGCUUCCAGGGUCUGAAAAUUUUGCAGGAGAUUCAUCGAAAGUUAGGUUCAGUAGAAUUAAAGGACCAAAUAGCAGCUGUGAAGUUUUUACUAAAACAACCAUACAUUGACUCCAAAAGAUUAAGCAUUUUUGGAAAGGGGUAUGGUGGCUAUGUUGCAUCAAUGAUCUUAAAGUCAGAUGAAAAGCUUUUUAAAUGCGGAGCUGUGGUUGCACCUAUCACAGACUUGAAGUUGUAUGCCUCAGCUUUCUCUGAAAGAUACCUUGGUAUGCCAUCUAAGGAAGAAAGCACUUACCAGGCAGCCAGUGUGCUACAUAAUAUUCAUGGCUUAAAAGAAGAAAAUAUAUUAAUAAUUCACGGAACUGCUGACGCAAAAGUUCAUUUCCAGCAUUCAGCAGAAUUAAUCAAGCACCUAAUAAAAGCUGGAGUGAAUUAUACUAUGCAGGUCUACCCAGAUGAAGGUCAUAACGUAUCUGAGAAGAGCAAGUAUCAUCUCUACAGCACAAUCCUCAGAUUCUUCAGUGAUUGUUUAAAGGAAGAAAUAUAUGUGUUACCACAGGAACCAGAAGAAGAUGAAUAA